Pelobates cultripes (western spadefoot toad) is the source of this 435-nucleotide messenger RNA. The record is from the annotation of a GenBank genome assembly. NCBI's taxonomy places the organism in Eukaryota, Metazoa, Chordata, Amphibia, Anura, Pelobatidae.
AUGGCAUCGGAGGAAUUUCAAUCCCUCCUAGACUCUACCAUGGCACAGUCCAUUAACAGAGCUUUAACCUCUGCGAUGGGGGUAAUGUCAUCCUCUAUCACUCAGUCUAUAACAGAGGCAUUGAUACAGACACAGACUAGUGGCAUGCAGAACACACGCAACCCGGGACCCACUAACAUGGCACAACCGGGACGCAAGGCUUUGGCAAAGAGCAGACAUGUGGCCUCCCCUCCAGAACUGCAGGUUCAGCCUGCAUCGAAUGACACGCCUCAGGCUGUCAAAGAUGGCGCGAUACCACCGCGCACUGGAGCCCCUGGCCAGGCAAAAUCGACCAGAGCUUGGAAACGGGCACGUGCCCAUGGGGAUUCGUCUAAUUCGGACCGGAGUUUGGAGGAGCAGUAUGAUGACUCCUAUAUGGACCACUACAGUGCUUAA